Capronia epimyces CBS 606.96 is the source of this 582-nucleotide messenger RNA. RefSeq lists its product as uncharacterized. The transcript has a single exon. The record is from RefSeq and is a predicted model, not a curated record. Lineage: Eukaryota; Fungi; Ascomycota; Eurotiomycetes; Chaetothyriales; Herpotrichiellaceae. Bases 1 to 582 code for a protein of 193 amino acids.
AUGCAAUUCAAGAAGGUUAUGACUGGCGCAGCCGUGCUGCUUGCCUCUGCUCCGGCCGUGAUGGCUGUCGGGUCCGCCACCGUGGUCAACAACUGUGGAUUCCCCAUCUACUAUGCGUCCGUUGGCCAGGACUACACCGCCAACAUGCAACUGCUCCAAGGCAGCUUCUCUGAGCAGUACACCCAAGAGGGUGUCGGUAUCUCGAUCAAGCUGGCCCCCAACGCCACCACGUCUGGACCGGUCUCGCAGUUCGAGUUCACCUGGGCCGACGGCAAGGUGUCGUAUGACCUGUCCAACAUUGACGGCUAUCCUUUCUCCGCCGGCGGCAUGGAGAUUGUGCCCUCAUUGCAGGGAGACUCGAACAACCCAACCUGCGUGCCCGUCGACUGCCCGGCCGGUGAAUCCGUGUGCACUGCCGCCUACAAUGCCCCCGAUGAUACUCGCACCAUGGUCUGCGACCAAGACUCCGAUCUGGUCUUGACCAUGUGCCCGGGCGGCGCCGCCAAGCGCGACGUCGAAGUCAACAGCCAAGGCCAUGUUCACUACCGCGUGCACGCUCGACACCUGCCCCGGCGGGCAUAG